AUGUGUCAAUCUGUAUGCUUUCAUGUACAUCAAGUACAAUUUUCUGAAAUUCCAGUAUCAGAUGAUGGUUUAUUUGAACCUUUCUUUAAUAAAGUAGAAGAUUCUGCCAAAUCUCUUAUUGAAACUGAUGAGGAUCGAGAGCUUGACUUGAAGUCUUUGAUUUCGAUAGUUAGUUUUAACAAUAUUUUAGAAGUUUGGAAGAUUUCUCGAUACAAUUACCUGAAAUUCUAUCAACAUGUAAUUCUACUUAAUACUGAAGAAUACUUAUAUACUUGUUUUAUGCUUGUCACUUAUGGUAUUAUAUGCAGGCAUUUCUUUAAAGUGUUUGUUGAAUCUUCUAAUGCAUAUUUUCAUUUGACAUUGAUUUCUAAAUGUUGUAUAAGAAUGAAUAUAUUGAUUCAAGCGAUAUCUGUUCUAGUGAGAUAA
Molecule: messenger RNA, 426 nt
Organism: Funneliformis caledonium
Lineage: Eukaryota; Fungi; Glomeromycota; Glomeromycetes; Glomerales; Glomeraceae
Source: the annotation of a GenBank genome assembly